This is a messenger RNA of Solea senegalensis (Senegalese sole), 2175 nucleotides long. It is a transcript of the gene kitlga, whose product is annotated as kit ligand a. Gene Ontology annotation, molecular function: cytokine activity; stem cell factor receptor binding. The coding region runs from base 277 to 1074 and encodes 265 amino acids. Gene Ontology annotation, cellular component: plasma membrane. The record is from RefSeq and is a predicted model, not a curated record. Gene Ontology annotation, biological process: positive regulation of cell population proliferation; cell adhesion. The transcript is spliced from 10 exons. Lineage: Eukaryota; Metazoa; Chordata; Actinopteri; Pleuronectiformes; Soleidae.
UGCCCCUCUCCGCGAGCCCUCAGUGUCUGGAUUUAUGUUGUAGAUAGAUGGGCUAGAUGCCACACGUCAUAAGCUUACGGGCUGCAAAGUUAAUAGUCUGAAUUCUUUUGCCGUUUUGCUUCAUUUUAGGUGUUUUUUCCCCGCCCUCUUCUGCUUGGAUACUACUGACUUAGGCAUUGGAUAUGUGCACACAAGAUGAUGACAGCCCCUUUCCUCCCCGUAGAAGUAAAAUAAAAUAGGCUUUCGCACUCACUGGAUUUACUCCUGUCGUUCCAUAUGAAGAAGUCAAAAAUUUGGAUACGUGUCUGUGUCUAUUUACUGCUGUUCAUCACGCUGGGGGUACAUUCAAGUAAAUUUGACGUCAACACAGUGACAGAUGACAUCUCUAAACUCACUAUUUUGAGACAUAAUAUACCUAAAGAUUACAGAAUUCCAGUUAAUUUCGUUCCAAAAGAAGAGGGUGGGAUGUGUUGGGUAAAACUCAAUAUCUACUACUUGGAGGAGAGUUUAGACCUUUUAGCGAAUAAGUUUGGAAACAUUUCGUCCAACAGUAAAGAUAUUAACAUUUUCAUCCAAAUGCUCCAAGAACUGCGGCUCAAAAUGGGCUCUCUGGACUCCAUCAUGUAUGAUUUUGAGUGCCACUAUAGGGAAGAGAAGUGGGAGACAGCGCAUUACUUUGAAUUUGUCAAACAGUUCCUUAUAGCAGCACAGCAUAGAGGAGAUUCGGAUGCCUGUGAUCCUCCUCCUUGUCCGUCUACACCAUACACAGAAACAACACAAGAAGUAUCAUCCAUGUCCAGCACUGAAGGCCCAGUGUGUUCAACGCCAGGCUGCAGUACAUCCACAGAACAAAGAUCCAUAUCUGAGAUAGUGGAGCGAAGCCUUCUCUCCUUACUGCUAAUUCCACUUCUAGGCAUCGUAUUCUUGAUUGUGUGGAAGAUCCAAUCACGGAGGAAUAAUGAGGAUCCUCAGCAGGACCCAGCAGGUGGACUUUACUCAGACCCAGAAUGGACUGCGCCUCCACUGGACGAAACGACAGAAAAAAACAAGUUGAACGUCAUCGCGACAGUGUAAUACUUAACCUUCAAUGUUCCUCGGCGUACUUGGGCUCCACACUUUUCUCCUGGUGGCGUCCAACGGUGGUGAAAAAGCAGCAGGAGGCUGAAUUUCAUAGCGAGAUCUCAGAAGUGAAAGGCCUGUUAUUGACUGCUCUCCAGACUCACAACAGCAGACUCACAACUGCCAGGACUGAGAUUUUCUCUGGUUAAAUCAUGCCUGCUACAUAUGGACAAGCUUGCCUUUCUUGUAAGACUGCAUUAACCAACCAACCGCAUGCUUUUGAAUAAAAACACUGUGUGAGAUUUUGGCAGACACAAACCCCUGUAUCACACCUCCACUGGAUUCUCUGGCUUCGGCGAGUCAUCCAUCAGACCCUUCUGCGUCGCGAAGUCUUUAGGGGAAAAACAAUGAUGAAGGAUGAUGGAUAUGGAGACCACUGAUGAUAAUCACGGAAGCGGUAGCAGUGUGAACAGGGCACGCUGGCUGUGACCUUUUCCCAUUAGGCCGACAGAGGUGGCAGGACGCAAACAUCUGUUUCUGUAUGUAGUUUAUUGUGUCGCUAUCAUGUCUGUGGUCUUACAUUGUACCAUGUCCAUUCUUGGUUUUGUGCCUUGUUUCAUUAGUGUGAUUAAGUCUGUGUGUACAUUUAAAAAAGGCCUGUCAGCGUGUCUCUGUGGUAGCAGACAGCGGAGAGAUUGUUACAUGGCAGAUUAGACCAAUCUCAUCACAGUAACACAACACAUUUGAUAUCUCUCUCUCUCUCUCUCUCUCUCUCUCCCUCUCUCUCUCUCUCUCUCUCUCUCUCUCUCUCUCCCUGUCAAAUAAACUUACACUAUGACCGAUUAGUUGGCUUGACCUGUACCUAGUUAGGAUUUGGAAAACAGUAUGUUCAGUACGUACGAAAAAAAAAAAGAAAAAUAAGUCAUAUCAGGACAAUCUGCUGUGGAUGUAACUUGUGACAUGUGUGGCCACAUAUUACAUGUAACCUUUAGGAAACAGAUCAGCUGGUAACUAUGUUUGUUUCAUGUGUAUAUGGGAGUAUAUGUUGGGACUUUUUUCUUAGGAGAUGAGAGUAUAUUAUGCUAAAUAAUUAAAUCUGUGUUUGAAAAAAAAAAA